AUGGCGAUCGGAUCGCUCAAAUGGUCAAAUCUCUGGCUGCACAUACAAGGACCAUCGAUCGUGCACUCUGCUCGUCAAACAUGCAUUCUACAGGUCGCUAACUGUAUCUACGACAGGGUGAAUGUCUCCGCUGGCGGGCUACAGCAGCUGAGAGCAACUGUCCGUGAAUCUGCCACGAUAAGUCAGAUCACUGUGCAACGGCUAAUCACUCCAUAUCCGGACGGUGUGUUGUUGCUGCUGGUUUCCGAGUUUGUGGUAGAAUUCGUUUACGAGCGGUACAAGGAACGCAUACUACGUAUUCCUCCUAACGCCAUGCUGGAAGAUAUGCGAGUAAAGAGUGCACCAGAGCUGCAGACGAUCAUCGUUGUAGCGCCAAACAAACAGCUAAUCUCGCUGCAGAUUAACCAAGCCGCACUGGCCAGUGUGCCGGAUUCGUUACGGAACUUACCGGAACUAACAUUUCUCAACCUUGACAAUGGCGCCUUGGAGAGAUUAAGCUUGGAUCCGUUCGACAACAGUCCCAACAUAACCAGCUUAUCGUGCAGCGGUAACAAGAUUGUCCAGCUGGUAGUUAGCCGUAAUGCGGACCUCUCCGUACCACUCGUUGACUUGAUGUUGUCCUACAACCUGCUGGAAUCCAUCGACGGAGACUUCUUUCGACCGCUGCGUAUGCUCAGGUUCGUUAGCUUCGAGAACAAUCGAAUACAACGCAUCGAAGGGGGGCCGAUCUCGCUGCCAAGAGUAACGUACAUCAGCUUCGUGGAGAAUUGCUUGAGCACACUGGACGUAUCCCAGUGGCAUUUGCCGCUGUUGGUCGAAAUGUUUUUCGAAAGCAACAAUCUCACACGUGUCCCGAUCGGGAUAGAACGACUCUCCAAUAUGACUACGCUGAUGCUGCAGAGCAAUAGGCUCACGGUUGUCGAUCUGCGUCGGUUCGAUGGGUGGGCUAAGUUGGAGAAGAUUGAUCUCACGGGCAAUCGUCUAAGCCACGUAUUCGUAUCAGGCACAGGACGUGUUUCGCUGCCCAAUUUAACGAUGAUGCAUUUGUCCGAAAAUCAGCUCACUCAGCUCGACUAUGCCCGUUGGAACUUUCCACAGCUGGCCACACUCACGCUCACCUUCAACCAACUCCACCAACUGCCGGACCUGUUCCAGAUCUUUCCCAAGCUGAGACGAGUGUAUGCAUUUAAGAACCCGUUGCGCUGCAGCACUGUCCGUCGUUGGGAGCAAUACAUACUGAACUACAAGCUAUUCAUCGACGUCAGUGCGUUCGCUAUGUCGUGCGCCACCAACGGUACGUAUAUUCUACCGUCGGGACAAGCAUUUUGCUGUGUGGAGUACUGA
This is a messenger RNA of Anopheles moucheti, 1344 nucleotides long. RefSeq names its product transforming growth factor beta activator LRRC32-like. Gene Ontology annotation, molecular function: protein binding. The coding region runs from base 1 to 1344 and encodes 447 amino acids. The transcript is spliced from 2 exons. Lineage: Eukaryota; Metazoa; Arthropoda; Insecta; Diptera; Culicidae. The record is from RefSeq and is a predicted model, not a curated record.